CGCAUCAAUAAAAUUAGAUUCAGUUGUAAGGUUUACUCUCCGCUUUACGCAACAUUAGUUUCUUUCUCAAUUUCACAAGUCGUAUAGAAUAUUAGGAUAUUUUUUUUAUAUUAUUUAGACGAUGGAUAAUUAUGCUUUCGUGGUGGACGAGUCAACGCUCGACGAGAAUCGAUACCAGCACCAUGCAGCCUAUGAAAUGAAUAUACAAAAUCAAUAUGAAAUGAGAGAUGUCCCCACCAUACGGCGGUUCUGCAAUCGUCCCUGUUUCGAGUUCCGCAUCAAUACGGAGUUUGGAAGAAUUCUCGUUGCCCUCCAAGGCAACACACAAAAACCAGCCAUCGUCACCUAUCACGACCUAGCGUUUAACUAUUUAAGUUUUGAGACCUUUUUCAAUCAUAAGGACAUGCAAGAUGUGCUUGACAAUUUCUGCGUGUACCACAUCAAUGCACCCGGCCAAGAGGAGGGCGCCGCUCCUUUCCCAGAGGAUUACACGUACCCGACGCUGGACGAGCUGGCCACCCAAAUCAAGGCGGUCCAGGAAAAAUUCGGGUUUAAAACAUUCAUCGGCCUCGGAGUCGGCGUUGGUGCAAAUAUCCUUGCCAGAUUCGCUAUUAAAGAGCCAUCCAAGGUAGAGGCAGUGGUGCUUAUAAACUGCACGUCCACGGCUCCGGGCUGGGUAGACUAUGGUUUCUUCAAGUUGGCCAGCACCAGAAUGCGCCGCACCGGCACGUGCGAGCCCGGCUUGGAUCUUAUAAUGUGGCAUCACUUUAAUAGAUUGAACCAGGCGUGCCAUAAGGAUCUACUCAUCAAGUACCGUAACCAGUUCGCGUGUCUACCCAACGCGGGCAACCUCGCGCUGUACUUAGAGGCGUUCGGCAAGCGGCAAAACAUGCGACUGUCGCGCGAACGCGGCACGAUGCAAGUGCCGGUGCUGAACAUUGUGGCCGGAGGCUCGCCGUACGUGGAUGCGUCGAUCAAUUUCAACGCCAGCCUGGACCCUUCCAAGUCGACUUGGAUGAAAAUAAAUUACUGUUCUCUGGUUCUGGAGGAAGAGCCCGGCAAGGUAGCCGAAGCCUUCCGCCUCUUUUUACAAGGCGAGGGCUAUGUAUCACCCAUUCCUAAGAAGAAGUUUAUAUUGGGAAGCGAAAACCUUCAGUCGGGUGAACGUCGCUCGUGCCGUCACUCGCCCGUCAUUCGUAUCACUGAGAAUCCCAUCUCAGAAGCGGUUGCGUGCUAAGCGCUUCAAACUCACUAAAUAUCGAUUAUUUAUGACCGCGGUGAAGAGAUGUUAGAAAUAUCGGAAAACAAACGAUUUUUGGAUGUCUGUUCUAUAUAUUCAGUGUAAAGCACUUUUUUACCGAAAUCAAAUUCAUCAACGUUUUUGAUAGUUUUUAAAUUUUACAGUCAGCUUAAAUAAUGUACUUAUGUGGAAUGCAUUAAGCACCACAUAAUUUCUCAGUUAAUACUUUAUUUAAAUGAUUAAUGAUGACCUUUUAUCAGAUAUCACGUGUAUGGAUUAUAUAUUCUGUUAUAUUUCUAUACAUCUCUACUCCGUUCUCUUGUAGGUACUAUAAUGCUGUGAUGGCGCGACUAUGUGUUCCGUUUUUAUCAUGCGCAUAUACUUUUUAACAUUUUGCGCAAACCUCGUUGGAACCGCUUUUUUGGUAGAUCUUAUAUAUAUAACUCAUGUGAGACGGAAAAUGUAAUCGCUCCAUAUAUUAUUGUGUAGCACAGAAACAAUAAGAAAUAAACGACUUCAAUGGAAUAUUUUACUAAAUUAACAGAAUUUUUAAUUUAAGUUAUUUUUAUUUAUUUAUUGUUAUUUUUUUGUUACGAUUUUUUUAUGUUUAGAUAAGUUUUUUAUGUGAUAAUUGUAAGGUAGUUAGUGUGUUAUGCGGGCAAGUUGAAUUAAACACAUGUGUUAGGUUAUUAUACAAAAGUCGUACCUUUUUUCGCUACACUGUUAAAUAUUCGAAUAUCUUUUUUAAAUAUUGGUUGUAUUUUAUCAAUUUAUGAAACAAAAAAAUCAUUAUUAUAUCAUUUAUACGGCUUCUUAUUAUAAAUGUGUUUAAUUCAAUUUGGAAUAAAAUUUUUAUUAUAAAUUGCCCGCCUAGUUACCAAAGAAAGGAGGGUACAUAUCGGAUGAACAUCUUAGAUAGAAUAUUGCAAAGGAGUGUUUGGAUUAUCUAGCACCGUGCAGAUUGGUAAUCGAAUGUUUUAUAUUGUUAAAAAUGCAAUUUUAUAGUAUUGCUGUUAUGGUGUAUAACACGGUAAUAAUCGUUACAGCUAGAUAAUAAUAAGUAGGCAUGUUGCAUUGAAAGUUAAUAGAAUAAAUAAAAUGUAGAAACGUGAUUUUUUUUUAUUAUAAACGAAAUUAGGCACAGACAUUUGUACUUGAACGUUUUAAUGCGCAAGCAUUUUCUAAACUUAGAUGUUCAUAGAAAACAUUUUUGUGAAUGAUAACAUUAAAGUAGGCAAUUGGUCCUUGCUUUUCUAGUGUUUGAAUUACACAGUGUUAAAUACAAUAUCGAUUGCCAUAAUCAGUGUUAGUUAUGAAGUAUUGAGUACAACGUCGGACAUUAUAUUAGUAGCUGAUAGUAGAUCUGAGUAGAACUGUUCAUAUAGCCUAAUGUUUUCUGUCCGACUCCAAGGCGAUGCACAUUUCAAGUUCCAUAAUCAUAUUAAACGAGUUUGUAAUUAA
Messenger RNA from Zerene cesonia (dogface butterfly), 2701 nucleotides. RefSeq names its product protein NDRG4-like (gene MESK2). NCBI's taxonomy places the organism in Eukaryota, Metazoa, Arthropoda, Insecta, Lepidoptera, Pieridae. The record is from RefSeq and is a predicted model, not a curated record. The coding region runs from base 122 to 1237 and encodes 371 amino acids. The transcript has 8 exons. Gene Ontology annotation, biological process: signal transduction. Gene Ontology annotation, cellular component: cytoplasm.